CAAUGGCGAUGCCGCUCUGCCCCAGCUGCCCGGCCGCUUUGAUUGGCUGUGGGCCGGCAGGCCGAGGUGAUUGAGAGCGCGUGGAGUGCUGCAGCGGUUGGGAAAGAGAAUGUGAACGGACUUGGGGGACAAUGGCGACUUCGUCUGUAUCCACGGGUUGUUUUGUUUUCAAGCCAAAAGACUCCAAAAAGAGAAGGAAAUCUGUCACAGCUGACUUCUUCAAUAAAGACAAUGCUAUUUCAGAGAGUGAUAGGUUGCGGUUUAGUACUUAUGAGUCACUAUGGCAACAGAUGAAAGAGGAAACCGAGAGUUGGCAAGACAAUUUAAAUGAGAAGAUAUUUGACAGUUUAUUAACAUUUAUUAAAAAUUCCCACAUUCAACUUGAUUUGAAAGAAAAUGAUUGGAGCUAUCGGAUGCGGUGCAGUGAGAUUCCCACAGCAGCAGUUGUUCUUGGUGUGAAUGUUCCAGACCAUGAAAUGACAUUUCAAAGACUAUCAGACCUCCUGAAACAGUCACUUACCCCACAUGUAGUUUGUCUGCAUGGAAAGGAGUGUACAACUGUGAAGCAUGUUUUACAAAAAGUUUUGAUGCACCUCCUGGGUGGCACUGCUAGUGAUGAAGAGGCAGAAGAGGAGGACGUGCACCAUUCUACUCAGCUCUCCCAGAGGAAAAUACACUGCUCUAUGGCAUCCCUCUCUGGAUGGUACAAAGCUAUCACACAGACAUCUGUCUCAGGCAGCCCAUCUAAAAAGAGGAAAUCAUGUGUUGUCAGGCAGGAGCAGGCUCCUCCUAUUGUCAUCAUCUUCAAAGACCUCGAGAGCUUCCUACCUGAAGUUCUGCAGAAUUUCAUUAUCAUCUGCAGUAACUACAUCCAGCAGCUGCCCCUGGUACUGGUUUUUGGAAUUGCCACUUCUCCGAUCACUAUACAUCGAAUGCUGCCUCGUGCAGUUUGCUCAUUGCUCUGCAUUGAACUAUUUCAGUCUGUUUCCUGCAGCGAUCACUUGACUACAGUUAUUGAUAAGAUGCUGCCAGACCUGCUGAGUUUCUCCAGUAUUCUCUGUGUUUGAAAGAAGUAAAGAGGUCUUGCUAUAAUCAUUCAGUGUUUUGGUG
This is a messenger RNA of Rhincodon typus (whale shark), 1110 nucleotides long. RefSeq names its product origin recognition complex subunit 3-like. Gene Ontology annotation, molecular function: DNA replication origin binding. The transcript has 9 exons. Bases 132 to 1067 code for a protein of 311 amino acids. The record is from RefSeq and is a predicted model, not a curated record. Gene Ontology annotation, biological process: DNA replication; DNA replication initiation. Gene Ontology annotation, cellular component: nuclear pre-replicative complex; nuclear origin of replication recognition complex; DNA replication preinitiation complex. Lineage: Eukaryota; Metazoa; Chordata; Chondrichthyes; Orectolobiformes; Rhincodontidae.